AGAAGAUUUACACUAGUUUGCAGUAGUUUGGUUAUUUUUGCCUGUUUCUUCUGCAACUUUUGUUUUCUGGGAAAAACAAAAAAACAAAAAAACCUCUGCCGUUCAUCCGAUUUACUGAAUAUACUAUCUCAAAUUGAUUUUCUGGCUUAUGAAGAAGUACACUAACAGACUGAGAAGCAUGGCUUGUCAAGGUGAUGACUACUUAGAUUCCCUUCCACUGCCGGUUCAGCGCAUGCACUUAAUUCAGGUGGAUUCCGUACAGCGUUGGAUGGAGGACUUGAAGUUGAUGACGGAUUGUGAAUGUAUGUGUAUUCUUCAGUCCAAACCAAUCAGCACAGAGGAAGAUGCACAGAGUGAACUUAUCCUUUCAUCACAACAUAGUGCAUAUGAUAACUUGCAGUUAUUGUUAAAAAGAGCUUGGAUCAUAAGCACGGAGUUGACCAGGAUUGCUCAAAAACUAGAGAAGAACAGAUGGCAGAGAGUUCACAGCAUGACAGUAAGAGUCAAUUGUCACGUACAUUCAAUGAUAAACGAAUAUAAUACCGUCACUAGAAAUUCCUCAGAAGAAAUGCACCAGUUUGAAAAACUUUUAAUUGAAAAAUGUUCAGAAUUUACAACAGUCACGGAAAGGUGCAUACAAACUGAAGACGAACGGACAUUACAGUCCAUGAAAUCUUGUAUUAAUGAAACAUUAAUCACAGUCGCACAGUAUUUCGGCCAAUUGAUAGAAUUGGCCUUAACAUAUGAGAUACAGAAUCUUGUGAGACAAAUAAAUUCAUCAGAUAAUAUAUAUAUCACAGAAUCAUCUACCAUUGGUUUAUUCAGCCUUACCCAAGAGGGUGCUCAAUUGUGCCGCAUCAUAGCUAAGGAAGGAGGUGUUGUUGCUCUCUUUAAGAUCUGCCGCCAGGAUUGUUUCAGGUGCCUUUAUCCCCAGACUCUCAGAACACUGGCAUCCAUAUGCUGUGUGGAGGAAGGGAUUCACCAGCUGGAAAAGGUUGACGGGAUAUUGUGCUUGGCUGACAUUCUCACAGAUAGUACCCAUUCUGAAGCCACUCGUGCAGAAGCAGCAGCAGUAAUAGCACAAAUCACAUCUCCACAUCUCACUUUCACUCAGCAUCUCAGCAGCUUUCUGGAAAAUAUGGAGGAAAUUGUCACAGCACUUGUCAAAUUGUGCCAAGAGGCCUCAACUGGUGAAGUUUUCCUUCUGGCUUCAGCGGCACUUGCCAAUAUUACAUUUUUUGACACAAUGGCUUGUGAGAUGUUGCUUCACUUGAAUGCACUGAAAAUUCUUCUAGCAGCUUGCGCUGACAAACAGAUAGUCGAUACUCCAUAUUCUCGAGAUCAGGUUGUGACAAUAUUAGCAAACAUGUCUGUGCUGGACCAGUGUGCUUCAGAAAUAAUUCAAGGAAAUGGUGUUCAGCUUUUAAUGGAAAUGCUCUUUGAAAGAUCAUCUUCUGGGAAUUCAGCAGAAGUCACUGCUUGUGAGCGAGUUCAGCAGAAAUCUGCAGUUACCCUGGCACGGCUCAGCCGAGAUCCUGAAGUGGCACAUGCAGCCAUAAAACUCAGCUGUAUUCCUCGCCUUAUAGAACUCUGCAGAUCACCCGCUGAAAGAAAUAACAGUGAUUCUGUUCUAGUGGCUUGUCUGGCAGCCUUACGAAGACUAGCAGUUAUGAGUCCCGAUGGCCUUGAGGAUUCAGAUUUCCAGCAGUUGGUAAAGCCUAGACUUGUGGAUUCCUUUUUGCUGUGCACAAAUAUGGAAGAGAGCUUUGUCUAAAUAACUAAAUAUAGCCUCCAAAAGCAAUCGAACUAACACACGCAGAAUGAUGUAGUUCUAACAAUAUUAUUUUUAUGAUUAAUUUAUUUAAAAACUAUUAAAGUCUGGUAUGUAGAGGAAAAGAAACAGAAAAAGCAAUCUUAUAUCAGUGGUUUGAGCAAGUAAUCCUUCCCCCUCCCCCUGUUUUUUCUUCAAUACUUAUGGAU
Messenger RNA from Trachemys scripta elegans, 1980 nucleotides. RefSeq names its product INSC spindle orientation adaptor protein (gene INSC). Gene Ontology annotation, cellular component: apical cortex. Gene Ontology annotation, molecular function: cytoskeletal adaptor activity; protein binding. Gene Ontology annotation, biological process: establishment of mitotic spindle orientation; asymmetric cell division; apical protein localization. Lineage: Eukaryota; Metazoa; Chordata; Testudines; Emydidae. The transcript has 13 exons. Bases 149 to 1774 code for a protein of 541 amino acids. The record is from RefSeq and is a predicted model, not a curated record.